GGGGAGGGGGGGAGGGGCGGCCGGGAGGUGGACAGAUGGAGGGAUGAGAGGCCGAGGGAUGGACAGAUGGGCCCUGGUGGGGGGGAGGGCCGGCGAGGAGAGGGUGGGGUUGACGACCUGGCCCUCCCCACCGCACCCCACCCUGACUCCCCCACCUGCCGGGCAUCCGCAGAUAGGGCCCCGGUGGCUGUGUGUUGGUGGCUGGUGGCGAGGCUGGGGAAGCUCUGGGGUUUCUGGUGGCAGAAUGUGGGGGGGGCCAGGAUUGGACUCUUCCCAUCCCCACGGUGUCCCGCCUGCUGAACUUCGACCUUUGGCCCUGGCUUGUGUCUGGUUCUUUGGGGGGCAGGGUGCAAAAGGGACUGGCAGGGGUGCGAAGAUGGCUUUGGCCUGGGCAGUAGGUGGGGCAGGGCCCAGUGAGUGUGGAGCCGGCUGGGCUCGGUGCUCUGGUGUUUUGUGUGCAUUUACAAGUGUGCCGGUUCCUCACGGGACUGUGGCGUGAGCGUGUCUGUGACGAGCGAGCCUCUCAGCGUGCCUGCAAAGUGCCCGUGUGCUUGUUCAUGGCCCUCAGCUUUGACGGGGUAUUUGUGCUAGCGGCCCUGUGUACGUGUGUGCAGCUGUGCGCUCGUGUGUCUGUUGGUGUUUUACCUGCGGUAUGCACGGGGGUGUGUGUGUAAAGUUGCAUGCAUGUGUUUGGGUGUGUAAGAGUGUGCGCCUAGGUAUCUUUCAUUGUACAGGAUCCGGCCCAGGCCCUGACUCUUUGAAGAGAGAUGAAGAAACCGAGAUUCCGAGAGGUUCAGACGCUUGCCCGGGGUCACACAGCUAGUCUCACCCUCCGCGCGCGCUGCCACGCCCCUGCACCAUGGCUCCGGGCCCCUUCUCCUCCGGGCUCCUCUCGCCGCCGCCGCCCGCCGCUCUGCCCUUUCUCCUGCUGCUCUGGGCAGGCGCGUCUCGCGGCCAGCCCUGCCCGGGCCGCUGCAUCUGCCAGAACGUGGCGCCCACGCUGACCAUGCUGUGCGCCAAGACGGGCCUGCUCUUCGUGCCGCCCGCCAUCGACCGGCGCGUGGUGGAGCUGCGGCUCACCGACAACUUCAUCGCCGCCGUGCGCCGCCGCGACUUCGCCAACAUGACCAGCCUGGUCCACCUCACCCUGUCCCGCAACACCAUCGGCCAGGUGGCGCCGGGCGCCUUCGCCGACCUCCGCGCGCUGCGCGCCCUGCACCUGGACAGCAACCGCCUGGCCGAGGUGCGCGGGGACCAGCUCCGCGGCCUGGCCAACCUCCGCCACCUCAUCCUGGGCAACAACCAGAUCCGCAGGGUGGAGUCGGCGGCCUUCGACGCCUUCCUGGCCACCGUGGAGGACCUGGACCUGUCCUACAACAACCUGGAGGCGCUGCCCUGGGAGGCGGUGGGCCAGAUGGUGAACCUCAACACGCUCACGCUGGACCACAACCUCAUCGACCACAUCGCCGAGGGCACCUUCGUGCAGCUGCACAAGCUCGUGCGCCUGGACAUGACGUCCAACCGGCUGCACAAGCUGCCCCCCGACGGGCUCUUCCUGCGGUCCCAGGGGGCGGGCCCCAAGCCGCCCACGCCGCUCACCGUCAGCUUCGGGGGCAACCCGCUGCACUGCAACUGCGAGCUGCUCUGGCUGCGGCGCCUCGCCAGGGAGGACGACCUGGAGACGUGCGCCACGCCCGAGCACCUCACCGACCGCUACUUCUGGUCCAUCCCCGAGGAGGAGUUCCUGUGCGAGCCCCCGCUCAUCACGCGCCAGGCAGGCGGCCGCGCCCUAGUGGUGGAGGGCCAGGCCGUCAGCCUGCGCUGCCGCGCCGUGGGCGACCCCGAGCCCGUGGUGCACUGGGUCGCCCCCGACGGGCGGCUGCUGGGGAACUCCAGCCGGACUCGGGUCCGCGGGGACGGGACGCUGGACGUGACCAUCACCACCCUGAGGGACAGUGGGACCUUCACCUGCAUAGCGUCCAACGCGGCGGGGGAGGCCACGGCGCCCGUGGAGGUGUGCGUGGUGCCGCUGCCCCUGAUGGCGCCCCCGCCCGCCGCCCCGCCGCCCCUCACGGAGCCGGGCUCUUCGGACAUCGCCACACCCGGCAGACCCGGUGCCAACGACUCGGCCGCGGAGCGCAGGCUGGUGGCCGCUGAGCUCACGUCCAGCUCCGUGCUCAUCCGCUGGCCAGCCCAGAGGCCGGUGCCCGGCAUCCGCAUGUACCAAGUGCAAUACAACAGCUCUGCGGAUGACUCCCUGGUCUACAGGAUGAUCCCUUCCACCAGCCAGACCUUCCUGGUGAACGACCUGGCCGCCGGCCGCGCCUACGAUUUGUGCGUCCUGGCGGUGUACGACGACGGGGCCACCGCCCUGCCGGCCACCAGGGUGGUGGGCUGCGUGCAGUUCACCACGGCGGGGGACCCCGCGCCGUGCCGCCCGCUGAGGGCCCACUUCCUGGGCGGCACCAUGAUCAUCGCCAUCGGGGGCGUCAUCGUCGCCUCGGUCCUGGUUUUCAUCGUCCUGCUCAUGAUCCGCUACAAGGUGUACGGCGACGGGGACAGCCGCCGCCUCAAGGGCGCCUCCAGGUCGCCCCCUCGGGUCAGCCACGUGUGCUCGCAGACCAACGGCGCGGGCACGCAGCCGGCCUCCGCCCCGCCGGCCCCGGACCGCUACGAGGCGCUGCGGGAGGUGGCCGUCCCCGCCGCCGUCGAGGCCAAGGCCGCAGAGGCCGAGGCGACGUCGGCCGAGCUGGAGGUGGUGCUCGGACGCUCUCUGGGGGGCUCGGCCACCUCGCUGUGCUUGCUGCCCUCGGAGGAGACUUCUGGGGAGGAGUCCAGGGCCGCGACGGGCCCUCGGCGGAGCCGAUCGGGGGCCUUGGGGCCUCCGACCUCCGCGCCCCCGACGCUAGCGCUGGUUCCUGGGGCAGCCCCGGCUCGGCCGAGGCCGCAGCAACGCUAUUCCUUUGACGGGGACUACGGGGCGCUGUUCCAGAGUCACAGUUACCCGCGCCGCGCCCGGCGGACAAAGCGCCACCGGUCCACGCCGCACCUGGACGGGGCCGGAGCGGGCGCGGCCGGGGAGGACGGAGACCUGGGGCUGGGCUCCGCCCGGGCACGCCUGGCCUUCACCAGCACCGAGUGGAUGCUGGAGAGUACCGUGUGAGCGGCGGGCGCGCGGGCACCGGGACGCCCGUGGGCCGCGCUCGGCCGCCCGGCCCGGCCGGAUACGGGGAGGCUGGAGAGAAGGGAUGCGCGAGGGGCGGGGCCGGCCGCCGCCGAGGCCACGCCCACCGGCGUCUCCGACUCCGCCCCGCCCCCCGCGCGCUCGCGGACCUCGCCGGAGCCGGUGCCUUACACAGCGAAGCGCGGGGAGGGGCGGGGCCCCCCACACUGCAGCACUGAGACACGAGUCCCCUACCCUACCCGGGACCCUGGGGCAGGGGCGAGGGGCCCAUUCCUUGUAUCUGGCUGGACUAGAUCUCAUUCUGCCCCGCGGCGGCCUCCAGAGCCUCCCGUCCCCUCACCGCUCCCCCUCCCUGGUCCCACCGUCUGGUUUGGAGGGAGGGGCCCCUCCUUUCUCCUCUCUGCGUCCUUGUCGUCCCCUCCCUCUGUCGUCUGUCUUGAGUCUCUCCUUACUCGUCUCCCCUCUUCCGUCCCGUGGUCGUCUCUUCUCCCUCUGCCUACCCUUGUUCUUGUUUUUGGUUUUGUUUUUUUUGGUUUACUUUUUUGUCCAGUGUCUGUGUCUCCCGAUUCCCUGUCCUCACCAUCUCCCGGGCAGGUCCCACUGAAGGACCAGACUCUUCCCUCUGCCUUUCUCGUCCCCACAAUGAAUCCCCACACAAAGGAAAACCAAAUCCCUCUAUCGGAGCCGGGACCCUCCGCCGCAGCAGAAUUAAACUUUUUUCUGUGUC
This is a messenger RNA of Meriones unguiculatus (Mongolian gerbil), 3911 nucleotides long. It is a transcript of the gene Lrfn1, whose product is annotated as leucine rich repeat and fibronectin type III domain containing 1. The record is from RefSeq and is a predicted model, not a curated record. Gene Ontology annotation, molecular function: protein binding. Bases 860 to 3163 code for a protein of 767 amino acids. Lineage: Eukaryota; Metazoa; Chordata; Mammalia; Rodentia; Muridae. The transcript has 5 exons.